AUGCGCCUCGUGCGGCCCUUCUCCUACCGGCGCAACUGGCAUCUUCUCGCAGCAUUGGGCGUGAACCACCCCGGAGGUCUCUUGAUCGUGAGCGCGGAGCCCCGACACCUGAGGACAUCGAGAUUGCCGAUGAGUCUGGGCGCUGGGUCCUUCCUGCCGGUUCCCGAAGUCGACAUGAAGUCGCCGCCGAGCAUCACCCUGUCGCCUGGCGUCAUGCUCGCCUCAAAGUCGAUGGUCGCCUCCGCCGGGGUCUCGGAGAAGUAUCCCAUGGGCAAGUCUGAGGCGAUGCAGCGCGCCAUCGAGGGCGCCGAGGGGUACAACGCGUUCCCCGCUCAGCGCCUGCGGCAAAAUGCUCGGUGGCUCUUGGACGAG
Effrenium voratum is the source of this 372-nucleotide messenger RNA. The record is from the annotation of a GenBank genome assembly. Lineage: Eukaryota; Dinophyceae; Suessiales; Symbiodiniaceae.